CCUGUCGGCCUGUCGGCUGCGCAUGCGCACCGUGUCGCCGCUGGCUGUCCGGAGCUAUGGCCGUCGCGAUGCAGACGGACGGUUUCCCGUUCCUCCCGUCGGGCCCGGCGGAGGUAAAUAAGAUGAUAAAGGAGCACGGCGACCUGUUUUCUGACUCCCAGUGUAAAGUCUGCAGCGCUGUCCUCAUUUCUGAGUCUCAGAAGUUGACUCAUUAUCAGAGCAAGAAACACGCCAACAAAGUGCGGCGUUAUCUUUCCAUCCAACAUGAGAAAGAGCCGGCGCUGAAGAAGUUGAAAUCGUCUGACAGUGACUUUAACAACGGGGACACGGACCGGUCGAAGGUGUGUCACGUAUGCAACAUGACCUUCUCCUCUCUGGUGGUGGCCGAGUCCCACUACCAGGGCAAAGUUCACGCCAAGAACCUGAGGCUGAAAACCAUCGGCCCGCAGGCUCCAGUAGCUUCCCAGACACCGCCACCACCAGCUCAGCCGAAGAAGAAACCCGCAGAGGAUUCCAGCAGCGUGCCGGCGUCGGGCAACAACAACAACAACAACCCGGACCGCUUCUGCUCCAUCUGCCAGGCCUCCUUCAACAACCCGCUCAUGGCCCAGCAGCACUAUGUCGGCAAGAAGCACCGAAAACAGAUGACCAAGCUGAAACUGAUGGAGACGUACGGACCCUCCACGGCACCAGCUUCCACACUAAAGGGCUACCCAUGCACCGUCUGCAACAUUGAACUAAACUCUGUGGAGCAGUACCAGUCUCAUAUCAGUGGUGCCAAACAUAAGAACCAAGUGAAGAAAUCAGGUCUGAACGCUGCAGAGAACCAAGACUCGGCAGAACAAUCGUACGUGGGCGACAACAAGUACACAGCCGCAGACGACCAGUACGCCCAGGGGGACGACCAGUACGGCACCGCAGACGACCAGUACACAGCUGGAGACAACCAGUACGCUCCGGAGGACACGGAGUACUCAGAGGAGUACCAGUUUACUUGAGGCCGGGCUGGGGCGGACUGCAGAAUCAGGACUUGGAAUGAAACACAACAACCAGCCCCCACUUUAACAUCAACCUCCAUGGACCUUCAGCUCCCUCAGAGUCUCUUCUCAGUAGGUUUUCCCCUGGAACAGAGGUCCGGAUCCCCCGACGGGACUGAGAACGUUACAGAACGUUUGUUUUCUCCUCGAAUGAAAAAAGCUGCAUUUGUACCCUGCACUCACACCGUGGACAGAAACGUCUCCGAGGGUUCGACUGGCUUCUGUUACGAACACGCGCACUGACUGAAGAACGCUCUCCGUGUCAGACCACAUCAGGGCUGAUGUGUGUCGAUAUAAUAUAAACAUGUUCCUCUGUAAAACCCCUUCAUCAUGUUCCUGAAGAAGCCAAAGCUUUCACGUGGUAAAGGUUACACUGAGACAGACAAAGGUAUUAUUUAACUGGUAAAUACUACACGAUUACCUAAAUGAGUCCGGCAACACUUGCAGUAACUAUGGUUACCUGGCUGAGAGGUUCAAGGUGUGCAGCUCCUUCCUGUCCCAUCGAUCAUAUUUACAACUGAUCCAAAAAUAACCAUUCUGUUGAUUUGUAAACGUAUUUUAGUUGAACGAUAGCAGCCAGUAUCAAGCUAACUGACUGCACUUAGCACUUCUUGCGACUAGCUUACUUCAAAAUAAAAGUCCACUUGCGUUUCGCCACUUAAAUGCUUUUACUGUGAAGGAAAUGUUCAGUUAGCAGAAACUUAAUACAGCAUUUUGUAUCCAGCAGUUCCCAGGCAUCCUGGAAAAUCUGGAAAUGUAGAGACUAGUUUUCUAGUCAUGGAAGCACUUGGAAAUCGAUUAUAAUGACAAAAAUAAUCUAAGUUUGUUUUAGCCCCUCACUCAGAUAAAGUCUCACCAGAUAUGAAGCAGCGAUCUUUUUGGUGUCAAGCCUAAUUUUUCCGUAGCUUAAUUCUCAGGGAAGCCCGGUGGAAAUGAUGCUCAUAUCUGCAUACACACUUAAAUUCUGACUUAUUCGGUUUCUGGAAGAGGAAUUCUCUUUUAAAAUAAAGUAAAUUCUACUUAAUUUGAACUCGAAUUAGAAGUAAACUUUAGUAAACUCAUCGGAAAACUCGUCUGUGGUCUGGACCCGAAACACCCUGUGGUGGCUGGCUGUUAGGAAGUUGUCUACGAGCCCAACACACAUCUUAAACGUCAGUAUCGUAGACGAUCACGUUCAUUUAAAAUCCUUUCUGUGCUACCAGAGUCGGAUCUGAUACUUGUUCAAUCAGUAUUUAAGUAAAUAGAAAUAUCUGACACAUUGAAAUAACAGCAAAGUUUAAUACUGAAGCCGGUUCAAAACUAUUAUAUUUAUAAACUUAAAUUCUUUGUAUUAUAUUAAUGAAAGUGAAACGUUCUCGCUGUCGGUUGUACAGCAGCGUUACAGAGAGGAAGUUAAAAUAAAUAAAUAAAUGCUAUGUGCUAAGCUAGUUUAUGUUGAAAAAACAACCACAUUAUUAAAUGUUUAAAUUAAAAGAUAAAAGCAACAUAUAUAUAUAUAUAUAUAUAUUAGUCACAUCUUAAGUUAGCUAAUGUUAGCAAAACGCUAGCUAAUUAGCCAGUUAAGCUACAUCAGUUGUUAGUUAACUAGUUGACUAAUGUUAACUAGCUAGCUAACUUACGUAAACCUUUAGCCAGCUAGCUGAUUACUAAUGUUAGCAAAACCGAAGCUAGUUAGCUAGCUAACAAUUGAUGUAGGUUAGCUAGCAUUUUGCUAACAUUAGCUAACUUAAGAUGUGACUAUAUAUAUGUUGCUUUUAUUCUUCUUCUCCGAUGAUCUUUGACGAGUACAGAAGAAGUUCAGUUUUUUUAAGUUACUCAGAAUUAACAUUAUUUAGCGACAGCAGGUACGAUGUUUGUGAAACUGACGAGAAGCUGCUGCUCUGGACGUUGCUAACGAGAAAAAUAAAUUACAAGAAGUUAACCAUCAAAACGUAGCGAUUGAGUGUAUUUCACUGAACUCGAAGCGAAGCUGCUUUCCGGUCCGUGUCUCGAGCUCUUCGGUCCACGUGAAUAUAAUUGGUUUGUAUCUCCAGUGAAUGUAUUUAUUGAAGAACUUCAUUCGACAGGUUUGAUUAUUUCUGUUGUGAAAUCAAACGUUUGCACAACCCGAUCCGUCGGAGUAAUGUAAGGAAGAAAAACAGUACUUAUUUUAAUCCUGUUUUAUUGUUUUUCUUUAUUCUUCUUUUAUAUUAUUUUUAUUUAAAGCCAAAAUCGCUCCAGGAAGUUGUCCUAGUGGUUUUUCAUUGACAUGUUUUCUUCUGUUUAUCGUAGGAACCAGAUUCUGUUUUUAAAGAGAGAGUUCGGGUGUUUUGAAGAGAGUCUUUCUUUUUUUUGGCCGCUAACCGUAGAACGUCUGUUACCCGCCUGUCACUCGAAGUAGCCACGCCCUUAAUUGGCCCUUCUUAAGCCCCGCCCCUUUUAGGGCCUUCCUCCUUUAGUGUACUUAGAUAACAGUUGGUGUGAAUUAGUCUAGAUAGCUAGUGUUUUUUCUAACAUAUAUGUCAAUUUUAUCUUUUAACCAUCUUCAAAAUGUGGUUUUAUUUCCACAUAGAUUAGCUUAGCAUGUAGCAUAUCUAUACAGGACAGGAAAGGAGGAAGUUGACUGAGGCUUGCUCAACUGUUAUUGGAGCACAGAGCUAAAAAGGGCGGGGCUUAGGAAGGGUCAAUUAUCCAUAACUUAAAGCCUUAAUAUAAUUUAAAGGGGUGAGUUUCCCCCGUACAGAGACCAAAAGGCUAUUUGCUAUAAGCUUAUUUCUGCUGUGAAGUUGGACAUUUUAAUAUGGGGCUGGGGUGAGAUUGACUCACUGCUGGAGCCAACCUCUAGUGGCCGUUAGAGGAACUGUAGGUUUUUGUUACUUCAGUGUUUUCAGACGUUGCAGCCUAGUAGCAAUACAGAAGGUUAAUUUAGUGCCAAGAAAGGGCUGUCUGGUGGUAAAGCAGUGAAAAUAAUAUAGUCAACUGACUUUAAAAGCUUCCAAACAAUGUGAAUAAUUACCUCCUACAGCCCCACUGCAAAAUACCCGAACUUUCCCUUUAAUGUUCUCAACAAAAGCUGAUUUUAGUAUUGUAGGAGACAACCUAACAUUUCGAUCUUAUCGUCGUAUUUCUUGUUUCAUUUCCAGGAUGUCUGCAGGAGUUUCACUGCAGGACACUAAAGAGAGAAUGUGAACGCUGGUUUAGAAAACCGUAAAAGAAGGGUUGUUGCCUCAGUUUAGACCCUCUAAUGGAACCAGAAUCUGUCAACAAUAAGCUUUUUGUAGAAGUUGAUGUCAUUUUAUAAAAAUAGAUCUCAGUCUGGACGGUGUAGGAAGAGAUUAAAGGGAUUAUUAUAAGAAAUAUAAAUACUGUCCUCUCAUUUCAAAUGCAGCAGAUCUGCGUCGGCUGUCAGCUAAUGAAAGUUUUGGUAUUGUUUGCCUGGUUUACUGAAGCGUGAAUGAUUUUUAAAUGCUUCUGAGUUGUCCAGAACGGGGCUUUAUAAACUCUAGGAGAGACUUAUAGACGAGCUCUGUAAUUACUGUCAAUAGCAGAGAUUACACUAUUUACCACAGAGUGAUGUCAAACUAGGAAGUGAUGUCAAUAUUAGAAUAAUAACAUGUUUAUAUUUUAGUUUAUUUGUCCUCAUACAGGUUGAAUAUGUUAGUAUUGAAUGUCUUCAACCGUCUGGCGACAGGAAAGAGGUUGUUUUGUUGUUUUUUUGGAUGUAAUUUAUACAAAGAGGGCUCAUACAUAUUGUAUAGGACGUGUAUAAAAGACGAAUGGCCUUUUUUGUUUUCACCCUCAUCGUUUGUGUGCUCGAUGUUUUGUGAUUUCUUUAAGUUGUGUAUAACAGGGACGAAAUGCAGCAAACGUGCAUCAAGUAAAGAAAUGUUUUAAGAGAA
Messenger RNA from Morone saxatilis (striped sea-bass), 4915 nucleotides. It is a transcript of the gene znf346, whose product is annotated as zinc finger protein 346. Gene Ontology annotation, molecular function: nucleic acid binding; zinc ion binding. The record is from RefSeq and is a predicted model, not a curated record. The coding region runs from base 57 to 998 and encodes 313 amino acids. NCBI's taxonomy places the organism in Eukaryota, Metazoa, Chordata, Actinopteri, Moronidae. The transcript has 7 exons.